This is a messenger RNA of Cokeromyces recurvatus, 856 nucleotides long. RefSeq names its product Isochorismatase-like protein. The record is from RefSeq and is a predicted model, not a curated record. The transcript has a single exon. The coding region runs from base 51 to 740 and encodes 229 amino acids. Lineage: Eukaryota; Fungi; Mucoromycota; Mucoromycetes; Mucorales; Mucoraceae.
UUUCUUUUUAAGAAGUAAUUUACUAAAUCAAGUCUCUUUAAACUAUUAAUAUGCGUUUCUCAUUUACUGCUACUGUUGUUGGCGUUGCCGCCCUUGUCUCAUCUGUUACUGCCGAUUUAUACAAACGUCUUGAUUUGAAUAAUAGUGCUAUUUUGUUUGUUGAUCAUCAAACUGGUCUCUUCAACGUGGUUCAAGAUUAUGCUCCUGAUGUUUUUCUUAAUAACGUAAUGGGUCUUGCUGAAGCUGCUAAAUACUUUGAUCUUCCUAUUGUUCUCACUACAUCUCGUGAGGAUGGACCUAAUGGACCUUUGCUUCCUGAACUCAAAAGCCUUUUCCCUAAUACUCCUAUAAUCGCUCGUCCUGGUCAAAUUAAUGCCUGGGAUAAUGAGGAUUUCGUUAAGGCUGUCAAAAAGACCGGUAAGAAGCAAUUGAUUAUUUCUGGUAUUGUUACCGAUGUUUGUGUUUCCUUUGUCUCCCUUUCUGCUAAAAAGGCUGGUUAUGAGGUAUUUGUGGUUACUGAUGCAUCUGGUACUUUCAGUGAAGCUGUUCGUGAUGCUUCUUGGUUAAGAAUGCAACAAGGUGGUGUUCAACUCUUGAACUAUUUCAGUGUUGUUCUUGAAUUAGCUCGUGACUGGCGUAUUGAUCUCGAAGGUAUUGCAGCUUUGUUUGCUAAGCGUUUACCCUCUUAUGCUCGUGUCAUGGAAUCUUACAACGGUGCUGUUAAAGUUGCUUCCUCUUAAAUUAUACCAUAAAUUAGCAAGAAAAUAAAAAUGGGAAUAAUAUAAUAGAAAUAAUUAGAAAAACGUCAAAUAAACAUAAUAUAAAAAAAAACAUUUUGUAUCCUUUCUUGUAUGCA